Molecule: messenger RNA, 2055 nt
Organism: Filobasidium floriforme
Lineage: Eukaryota; Fungi; Basidiomycota; Tremellomycetes; Filobasidiales; Filobasidiaceae
Exons: 5
Coding region: 1-2055 (684 amino acids)
Source: RefSeq, a predicted model, not a curated record
AUGGCCUCCUUCUACGCCAACCCCAAGAUGAUAGCAUCCACCCUAGCUCCAUUCACCCACAACGCCAACCUGUCGGGGCACGUUCUCGAUUUCACAACCCGGCCUAAUUCGAUCGCUAUCGUUCGGACGUCGGAUUUUAACCAUUACAUCCAGCCCCCCAAGUCCAACUCCAAUAACGAGGAAUUGGGAAGAGAAGGGUAUGAAGGGGAACCGAGGGAUGAUUUCGUAUUGACGGGUUUCGUGGUCGUUAAUCUGAGUAAACCGAGGAGGGCGAUGGGGUUGAAAUUACGGUUCGUCGCCGAGGCGAGGUUGGCUUAUCCAGACCGACCGUGGGAGGACGACGUGAUCUACGAGAACACGAUGGAUUUCGAUGGGCAUGAUAAUGAGGGGAUAUUUAUCGAUGCCGGACCGCAACUCUUCGAAUACGCCUUUGUCGUCCCCUCGACCCUCGCCGGGUUCGAUAGGACGCCUUAUGGACGAGUAUCGCACCGCAUCCAAGCGACCCUGGUCGGGCAACCGCAAUCCACCUCGAGGUUCGGGAGCUUCUUUUCUUCGCCCUCGAGAACACGGUCUCCCUCUCCGAGCCAUUCCGCGAAUCUCAAUCUGGGCUUGUUUGGGGAAUCUUCGACGGGAGGGAGGUCUAGGGAAGCUUCGAGGUCUUCAGCGGGAAGACAGAGAGAAGGAUCACGAGCAGGCAGGUCGAGGGAGCCGACCACAAACUCGAGGAUGCCUUCUUACCGCUCAGGGUCGGCGUCUGGUACACGGAGCCCGAGUUAUUCGGGGGACAGGACGCCUACUUCGCCGAUGACGACUUCACCGGCACAGUCGCCCAUGUUCUCGCCCAUGCAGCUGUCGAACGAUUUCAACUCGCUCUCGCUCGGCUCGGGGGCGGCCUCGAGCAACAACAAUAACGGUGGGACGGGAGCUUCAACUCCGACGAGCUCGAUGGACCCGGUAUUGAGUCGACAAGGAUCAGGGUACAGCUACCCUAACUCGUUUGUCGACAAGAAACCCGCGGCUUCUUCCCUGCCCCGAGGGGUCAAGUGGGACGACAUCCCCUGGCUCCAAGGGAACAUGAUCACGUCGAAAGAAAUGUGGAUCAUCCCCCUUCCCACGGAGAACCGGGAAUCCUUGCCUCUGGACGUUCGGAACCGAUCACUCGUCGCCGGGCUCGGGAUAGUGCCUUGGAGCUUGAGGACGGACGCGAUCACCGUCAGCGGGUUGAUCGCCUUUCAAUCGUCGUUGACGGAUUACAACCCGCUGGCGACCGUCUGGUGCAUUCGACUCUCGAUCACCCAACGCAUCGCUCUUACCUCGCCUCGUCGACCUCAGGAUGGGGAGACGUUGUUCCCGGCGACGAGCCUCGUGCUGUUCGAAAGAGGCAAGUUGCCCAAGAGUCAAGACGAGUGGUUUGCCAGUAAAGGACUCCGAGGGCCCGAGCCGUUGUGGGAAGGGGAAGGCGUGCCGGGACCGGCGAGCAAGAAGGAUCGGAGCCAGAUGGCCGUACAAGAGUUGUUGAGGAUGCCGGAUGAGAACCGGUUGAGGCCGUCGACGUGUCCGGGGACAAUCACCCCUAUCAAGGUGACGCACGAGUUUACCUUGCAGUUCUACUUCUCGGUCUGGGGGGAAGACGCGACGGGGAAACCGUUACCCAAAGAUGGGCCAGGUAGGUUACGGAAAGCCAUACUCACCCAGGGGACGAUCAUCUUGUCGUGCUGUUGCACGAAAAAGAACCUGGCGUUGCCGACUUAUGAACAGUCCAACUUGCUCCGCGCCCGUGAUCGCGAACCGCUGCGGGAACUGGAUUGCGACAUUUGCGCGUGUGGAGAACCGCUGAGUGAGCUGUCCGAGCGUGAGAUUGCCAGAGACUUCAUCAACGAGGAUGGCUUGCCUUUUGGUUUACUCGAUGGUGGUGGUGGUGCUGGCGGCGGUGCACGUGGCGACGAUGACGGGACGGCGCUCUUGCGGCAACAACUAUUGCAACAUCAACAACAGGACGGACUGUUAGGCAGAGGCAGGACUGGAAGGAUCAAGUCGGAGUAUACGCCGCCAUGA